UAGAGUUAGUGAAGUGGGAAAAAAAUGGUGGUGGAGAGCUAUGUGGUGGUUCACAACAUAGCCAAGAGGCACAACGUCGGCACACUCGCCCGUAGCGCCACCGCCUUCGGCGUCUCCGAGCUUAUACUCGUCGGCCGCAGAGAGUUUAACGCCUUUGGCAGCCACGGCUCCACGUCACACGUCCGCUUCCGCCACUUUCAUUCUCUCCAAGAGGCCCGACAAUUUCUCAAGGACAGAGAUUGUGAUAUAUGCGGAGUUGAGAUCACUGACAAUGCUAUGCCUGUGAAUCACCACCCUUUCACCAAAAGCACGGCUUUUCUUCUUGGCAAUGAGGGAACAGGCCUUUCUGCUAAGGAGUGUGAGAUUUGUGAUUUCUUUGUGUAUAUCCCACAGUAUGGGGACGGCACUGCUUCUUUGAAUGUAACAGUCGCAGCUUCCAUUGUCCUGCAUCAGUUUGGAGUCUGGGCUGGCUUCCCUGAGAGAACCCGUGAUGGGAACAAGUUUAUUGUGGCAGAUAAACCUGCAAAGCAGACAAGACGAAGCUUCUGUGCAGAAACAGCAGAUUCUGUAAUUGAAGAGCGAAAAUCUAGAAAAGAGCAUAAUUCUAAUGGUUUCUUUGACGAGAGUGCAAAUGACAAUCCAUCUUCUAACCUUCUAGAUGGGUUAUUUAGUGAUGUCAGAUAACCCCAAGCAUCCAAAAUAGUGAAAAUGGUUUGGACUGUCGGAAUAAGUUUGUGACUUUAUGCCUGACCUGUAACUGCAGAAGAAUCUCUAGUAAGAUGUAUCCUUAAUGACAGGGGUUUUGUUACAACUUACUAUUGGAAACAUGGAAUAGUGCUCCCAGUGAAUUAGAGUUGGGAGGUUUUUGCAUUGACGUAACUGCAAUUGUAAAUUACAUCAGCUUUUGCCUUGGUUUGUACUUCAUGCAAGGGCAGUUGCAAGGAUUGUAUUUUUGUUCUUGUUAUCCCUUGUGAGCAAUGUUUAUUGAUCAGAAUCAUACUUCAUGCUUGUGUUGCUUCGGUGUGAUUUGUUUGAUUAGUUAUGAACCAUGCUUGUGUUCUUUA
Messenger RNA from Argentina anserina (silverweed cinquefoil), 1064 nucleotides. RefSeq lists its product as uncharacterized. Gene Ontology annotation, biological process: RNA processing. Gene Ontology annotation, molecular function: RNA binding; RNA methyltransferase activity. Lineage: Eukaryota; Viridiplantae; Streptophyta; Magnoliopsida; Rosales; Rosaceae. The transcript has 4 exons. The coding region runs from base 25 to 684 and encodes 219 amino acids. The record is from RefSeq and is a predicted model, not a curated record.